UUUAGCUAGUUUGACUCAGACUUUAUGCAACGGCCCGAUAGUACAGCUCUUGUUAUAAAACUGAUCUUUGCGGGUCACGUGUCAACAGAUGAGGGGACCCCUGCUGACCGCAUCAUUUUUAAUGGAAGCGCACUGAAAGGUUGUCUGUGUGGAACCUCAGAAAUUAACCGUCAUGCAGUUGGAGGCUCAGCUGCGUUUAUGUCAAAGUUGUCUUUGGUGCUGCAAGAGUGGACUGCGCCUGCUCUCCCAAAGCUAUGCACACAGAAAAGCUGUGAACUACUACGACCUCCUGGGGGUCAAAUCUGACGCCAGCUUGGAUGAAAUUAAAAAUGCAUUUUUUGACAAAUCUAAGAAGCUGCACCCAGACAGUGACCCAUCCAACCCAGCGCUGCACAGCCAGUUUGUGGAGCUGAACGAGGCCUACCGCGUGCUGAGCAAGGACCAGAGCAGGAAGGAGUACGACUUCAAAAUCAGACGUCCAUACAGUGGAGGCCAGGCCUUCAGAUCCACCUCCAGUCACACCAGCUACAGAGCCAGUAGGGACGCCCAGGACAACAUUCGUUACUGGGAGCAGUUUCGUCACUCUCAUGCACAGGAGAUGAACACAGAGGAGUGGCAGAGGAGGAGGAGGAGGAAGAACUUCCACCUGUUGGGCUAUUGCAUCAUCACUAUAGUGCUCAGCAUCGGAGCCCACAUAGUCUUCUUCAGGAAACUGGAAGAAAUUCACAAUAACUUCAUGGACGAGAAAGAUCGAGUCAUCACAGAAAUUUACAAUGAAUCUAAAGAGAGGGCCAGGGUCAACGGUUUUAAGAAACAGACAGAAAUCCUGCGGCAGAAACAUGCAGAGUUUCUGGAGAAAUACAAAAUCCGCAACGAUGGAGGCGACAAGUAGGAGAGUCUCCAACUGUGCUCAGUGGUGAUGGAGUUAGAAGUACCAGCGGGAGGAAGACGGCAGAAUGACUGUGGCGCAAGUUUUAGUAUUUUAAAGUUUUUGUCCGCGUUUAUCAUCACUUGAAGACACAUAGAGCAUGGGUGUGAUGUGGGAGGGUUUCUCCAUGACCAAGCUGAACUGUAAAUCGGACUACUGAAGCAUUUACAGGUGAUAAAGUAUUUGAAGUGAUGCAACUUUGUAAAGGAUCCAGCUGCAGAGUGCACACAAACCUUUCAGAGCCGUAAUGAACACUGUUAAACUGCCUCGAGUGAACUCAAAGCAACAUGUUGUUCAUUGUUCUCAGCCUCAUUUCUGUGUUAGUGGUGCACAGCAUGCUGGGCUCACAGACAACAGUGAACCGAGUUGAUCAAGUCAAGACGAGACAGACUGAUAUAAUGCCAGUUCGUUUCCAGCUGAAAGAAACUGACAAAUUUGAUUAAAAUCAUAUCUCGGGCUGCACACAAGAGGACACUCUGUAAUGUUCUCACAGGUUUAAUGAGCCUGUUCGUGGGAGGAUGAUUGAGGAGGGUGCAGUAUAAUACAUGUCAAGAAAGUCAAAAGUCUCAGCCAUAAUCGUUUUCCAAGCAAAUUGUUCACAGUUAUGGAUUUUAACUCAUUGUUCCCUCUGUUGAGCCUGUGUUACUGUAGAAUUGUAACACCAGUGUUUCCAGACAGCGCAUAAGAAAAGGUUCAUUCGUUAGAAAGGGAUGACGCAAGUUUAUUUAUUAUUAACUACUGUAAUAAGGUUAAGACUAUGGAAAUGUGUAAUUUGAAUGGAAAGAUGCUCAUAAUUACAGAUGAAAGUUCCUCCAGAGCCGGCGUUUAUCAUAUUACCUCUCAGUUUUUAGGAUAUUAGAGAGUGUUGUCAUUUUUCUGUCUUUCACUGCCUUACCUCUCUCCCUGACGGGAUGGAAAAGAAAAUGAUUAAAAGAUCAGCUUUUCUCUCAUCAAUCAUUACUCUUUUUUCUACUCUCAUUCGCACACGCUUUGAUUCUGGUUGUGUAACACAGAAAAGGCUACACACACAGCUUUUCAAAA
This is a messenger RNA of Chelmon rostratus (copperband butterflyfish), 1969 nucleotides long. It is a transcript of the gene dnajc4, whose product is annotated as DnaJ (Hsp40) homolog, subfamily C, member 4. The record is from RefSeq and is a predicted model, not a curated record. The transcript is spliced from 8 exons. Bases 173 to 892 code for a protein of 239 amino acids. Lineage: Eukaryota; Metazoa; Chordata; Actinopteri; Chaetodontiformes; Chaetodontidae.